CCCCGCGCCCCCCUCGCCCCCCGCGCCCCCCGCGCUCCGCGCGCGUCCGGAGUCCAGCCCCGAGCGCGGAGCCCGGAGCCCAUCGCGGGCUCGCAGCCGACCGAGAGCCGCCGGCGCCGGCAGCCAGGUGCCAUGCUGCCGCUGCUCGUGCUGGGGCUGCUGGGCCCGGCGGCCUGCGGGGCCCUGGGGCCCGCGCCGGCGCCCGCGGAGCUGCGCUCGGCCUUCUCGGCGGCGCGCACCACGCCGCUGGAGGGCUCGUCGGAGCUGGCGGUGACCUUCGACAAGGUGUACGUGAACAUCGGCGGCGACUUCGACCCGGCCACGGGCCGCUUCCGCUGCCGCGUGCCGGGCGCCUACUUCUUCUCCUUCACGGCGGGCAAAGCCCCGCACAAGAGCCUGUCGGUGAUGCUGGUGCGCAACCGCGACGAGGUGCAGGCGCUGGCGUUCGACGAGCAGCGGCGGCCCGGGGCGCGGCGCGGCGCCAGCCAGAGCGCGCUGCUGCAGCUCGACUACGGCGACGCCGUGUGGCUGCGGCUGCACGCGGCGCCGCACUACGCGCUGGGCGCGCCGGGGGCCACCUUCAGCGGGUACCUGGUGUACGCCGACGCCGACGCGCCCGCCGCCAGCGCCAGCGCCAGCGCCAGCGCCAGCGCCAGCGCCAACGCCCUGGCCGCCGCCCCGCCGCGCGCCGAGGAGCCGCGCUCCGCCUUCUCGGCCGCGCGCACCCGCAGCCUGCUGGGCUCGGACGCGGGCCCCGGGCCGCACCACCGGCCGCUCGCCUUCGACACGGAGCUCGUCAACAUCGGCGGCGACUUCGACGCGGCGGCCGGCGUGUUCCGCUGCCGCCUGCCCGGCGCCUACUUCUUCGCCUUCACGCUGGGCAAGCUGCCGCGCAAGACGCUGUCGGUGAAGCUCAUGAAGAACCGCGACGAGGUGCAGGCCAUGAUCUACGACGACGGCGCGUCGCGGCGCCGCGAGAUGCAGAGCCAGAGCGUGAUGCUGCCGCUGCGGCGCGGCGACGCCGUCUGGCUGCUCAGCCACGACCACGACGGCUACGGCGCCUACAGCAACCACGGCAAAUACAUCACCUUCUCGGGCUUCCUGGUGUAUCCCGACCUGGCCCCCGCCGCCGCCGCAGCUGGCGGGGCGCGGCCCCCCGAGCUCUGAA
This is a messenger RNA of Sorex fumeus (smoky shrew), 1168 nucleotides long. It is a transcript of the gene C1QTNF4, whose product is annotated as C1q and TNF related 4. The record is from RefSeq and is a predicted model, not a curated record. Gene Ontology annotation, molecular function: protein binding. NCBI's taxonomy places the organism in Eukaryota, Metazoa, Chordata, Mammalia, Eulipotyphla, Soricidae. The transcript is spliced from 2 exons. Bases 133 to 1167 code for a protein of 344 amino acids.